ACAAUCGCUGGUUACCAACAUCAUGGAGUGUCCCGCCCCUCUAAAGGAGGCGGUGUUUCGAUUCUUGUGCGUGAAGAUCUGCCAGUAGAAGUAGGACUCACCGUAGUUGCAAGCAUUGAGCAUGCUCAUGCAACGAUCCACAUGUCAGAAGGUCUGGCGCUCACAGUGAUGUCAGCAUAUUCUUCCCUUCUGGGGAGAUCAUACACAACUUCGCAACUAGACACGCUUUUGACGACAAGCGGACCUCACCCCAUUGGUGCAGAUGCUAAUGCGCAUGCAAUGGCAUGGGAUCGCGCUAUCCCCAGAUACCCGUGGCGAUGUGCUAGUACAAUGGCGCCUAGAUAA
This is a messenger RNA of Trypanosoma theileri, 345 nucleotides long. Its product is annotated as Tbingi protein. The transcript has a single exon. NCBI's taxonomy places the organism in Eukaryota, Euglenozoa, Kinetoplastea, Trypanosomatida, Trypanosomatidae. The annotation marks the transcript as partial. The record is from RefSeq and is a predicted model, not a curated record.